Messenger RNA from Oryzias melastigma (Indian medaka), 1819 nucleotides. RefSeq names its product mycbp associated protein. The transcript has 14 exons. Lineage: Eukaryota; Metazoa; Chordata; Actinopteri; Beloniformes; Adrianichthyidae. The coding region runs from base 169 to 1773 and encodes 534 amino acids. The record is from RefSeq and is a predicted model, not a curated record.
GUUGCCAUGGUGACGACAAACAUUUGAUCGACCGCUUUUUGGAUUGCAGCGCACACAUGCGACGAUGAUGGAGCGCUGAGAAUCGCGAGGAAAACCUGGAACGACCCCACACGUCUCAGGUGUUGCAGCUCCAGUUGUUGUCAUCUCUUCCAUCCAGAAACAAAGACGAUGAAAGCUCUGGAGGAUGAAGAUCAUACUGGGAACAUGCUUUUCAGAGCAGAGCCCUCACAGCAGUGGAGGUCGGCUGAAGUUUACGGGGAGAGACGCUCUGCAGGAAACCCGUGUUUUAUCUCCAGCCUCCAGUUCAAUAAGGACGGGAUGAUUGUGCCACAUAGGAUUCUUGGCAGCUUAGAAGAUUUCACAACAUAUCUUGAGGUCAAAGGGGAGAGUCAGCUGCUGAGGCGAAUACCCGAGUCCUCCGUGGAUUGGUCUUCUGACACUGGGGGGGGACGGCUCUUCAGCGCCUGCGGUGUGGGUCACACAAGCAUCCAGGGCACAAUCCCUUGGAUGAGGUCUCAAAAGCAGAACGUCUUAUCUGGAGUUUCUUCUGCAGCAUCUCCACAUCGUCAUCACAGCUGCCAGGAAGCAGUAAACACUAUACCAGAGCAGAGCCGAGUGGGAGCUGGAGUACAGGUCUUGUUUGAGACUCUGACUGGGGAACCAGGUUGGUCUGUCUUGGAUCUUCAGAAUGGAGGCUGCACAGUCAUCUCUUACAGCUGGCAGAGACUCUCAAAGGAAAAGAGCUUCCCACAGCUGCACUACCAGGAUGAGAAAACUCACUUUCACUUCAACUCCUCCAGUGGUGUGAUCUGUCCUGGUGACUCUUUGCGAGUGGAGGUUCUCUUCGUGUCAGAGAAGCCGGGCAUACAAGCAGAGCACUGGCAGCUAAACACUACUGGAGUUUGUCAGCAAGUUAUCUUAAUUGGAGUAUGUUUGCGACGUGAUCCAACGGCAGAGUUGCAGUUACACCUGCGAGCUAAGCUUGAGAAGAAGGCGGUGAGGGAAACUUGUCAACUGAUUUUAAGUCAGAUGCUGGAGAAAAUCUGCACCCCAGGAAGGUCAAGCAGCCCUCCACAUCUUCUGGACUCGGAGGAGCAACAUUUGGGAAGCACAAAGGGAGAAGCAGAGUCAUUGGAAGAACUGGAGAUAAUGUGGAGAGAAGUUACUGGAAGAGAAGAAUGGGAUCUAUCUGUGGACACCCUGCGACAGUGUGUGCUGUCUCUGCCCGAUGCUGAACCCAGACUGGGACCCUCCAUUAGAGAAGAGAGACUCACUAAACUCAAUAAAAUACUGCUUCAGGGUUCAGAACCAUCAGAGUUGAAACAUCUCCAUCUGACAGCAGUCACUGCAGGGCGGCAACUCUGGAGGAACUUGUUGGACACCAUGGCUGUGGAGGCGGAAAGAAUUCAAGGCCUGCUGGGUGUUUCAGAGAUCCAAACGUGGAGCUAUGAGGAUGGACGUCCAGCAGGAGAGGCAACCAACAAACAAGAGGACCGGAACAGGGAGAAGGGGGCUGCUGGAGGGAGGAAGAGCGGGUUUACAACUGACAACAAGAGGGGGUUUGAGCCACCAUCAACAGGUGACCUGCAGGUGAGAAAUGAGAAGGGAGUGAAGGACGGUCCAGAGGGACAGCUAGAGGGCUCCCCCCUCCCCCCAAGAAACCCCCCAGCAUCCUCCAGCUUCAGGAGGAUGUUUCUGAGAAAGGUCUAUGGUCUGAUGGAGGAUCUGCUGGAUGCUCUUUGUGACGUCAUUGAUGAGCUCCGUGAGGUUUAAUCGCAAAAAAAAAAGAUGAGAAAAUAAACUUCUUUCUUGUGACGGU